GAUUCUGAGUUUCGCGCGUACCUGCACAUCACUGCGAUUCUCCGUUCCUCACUCUAGCGGAAAUCGUCUCGUUGUCAAUUUCCCGCCGCGACAAAUGCGUAAUUUAUCUGUUAGGCUGUUGGGUUCAGAUGAAACGAACCCUAGCCUGAAGAAGACCAGUUCGCUUCGGCGCCCAUUUAUAUACCGAAGCGGAUUGCAGGAGGAGAAUUCAGGUAGAGAAGCGGUGUGGAGCAAUAGCUACAGGGAGGAGCAAGUUUUGAGAAGAGAAUAUGGAUCGGUAUAGGAUGGUAGAGAAGCCAAGGGAGGAAACGCCUUGUAAAGAGAAUGAAAUCCGAAUAACUGCUCAAGGAAGGAUGUCUGGCUAUAUUUUUUAUGCCACUAGCUUGCUUCAGGAAAAAGGCUCAAAUAAAGUUGUCUUCAAUGCAAUGGGGAGAGCCAUUAAUAAGACUGUCUUGAUUGCGGAGCUGAUGAAGAGAAGGAUUGAUGGUCUUCAUCAAAAUACUGCCAUAGGAUCGAUAGAAAUAACUGAUUCAUGGGAGCCAUUGGAGGAAGGCUUACUUCCACUGGAAACUACAAGGCAUGUGCCAAUCAUCACAAUAACACUCUCUAAGCAGGAGCUUGAUAACUCUUCUGUUGGAUACCAAUCUCCUUUAAGUGCAGAACAGAUGAAACCAUCCGCUCAAUAUGACAAUGAAGGAGUUAAAACUGCAAGCAAUCGGAGUAGAGGAAGGGGCAUAGGAAUAGGACCUGUUAUUGUGCAUUAUGGUAAUGGAGGCGGGGACAAUAAGGACCGUCGAUUUCGCUGGAGUGGUUCAGGCCGUGGCUGCGGUCAUGAUUUUGGAGGUUGUUUAUUCCAUCAGCUGGAAGUAAAUUUUCAUUUGGAGGAACCUCCUGCUCCUUUGAAGGGACAAGGUAGGCGACGGAACAGAGCUCUUAAUCAAGGAAGGGGUCAGGAUGCAAGAGCAAAUGGUCAUAUCAAAGCAGGCGCUGCUGAAGCUUAAUUGAUAACUCUUUAUUUGGGUCUGGCUAAACGUGGCAGAGGAGCUAUUAUGACUCUUAAGGACUAGUUAGCUCUCUUGGUAGUUUUUUCUUCGUAGUCCUGAUUUGAUAAAGAAGAAGGAUUGAUAGAACUAGCAAUAGUACUCAAACAAUGCGUAGCACAUUAUUUUAUUUAUUUUCUGAAGACUUUUGCUAAGACAUAUUUAACGUUUAAAGCUUGACAAAUAUCUUUU
Phalaenopsis equestris is the source of this 1232-nucleotide messenger RNA. Its product is annotated as ribonuclease P protein subunit p25-like protein. Gene Ontology annotation, molecular function: RNA binding. The transcript is spliced from 8 exons. The record is from RefSeq and is a predicted model, not a curated record. Bases 270 to 1001 code for a protein of 243 amino acids. NCBI's taxonomy places the organism in Eukaryota, Viridiplantae, Streptophyta, Magnoliopsida, Asparagales, Orchidaceae.